Agrilus planipennis (emerald ash borer) is the source of this 3039-nucleotide messenger RNA. RefSeq lists its product as uncharacterized. NCBI's taxonomy places the organism in Eukaryota, Metazoa, Arthropoda, Insecta, Coleoptera, Buprestidae. Gene Ontology annotation, molecular function: protein binding. The transcript is spliced from 10 exons. The coding region runs from base 105 to 2909 and encodes 934 amino acids. The record is from RefSeq and is a predicted model, not a curated record. Gene Ontology annotation, biological process: anatomical structure morphogenesis. Gene Ontology annotation, cellular component: cytosol.
UGUAAAUACAAGUGACAUAUGUAUGUCAAAAUAAUUUGAUAAACUUUAAUUUUCGAGUGAAGAAAUUUUGAAGAUACUUCUGUGUUUCGUUAUAAUUUUGAAUAAUGUCUGAGCAAGGCUUAUUUCAAAGUGCUAUAAGAUCUUUAAAAAAGCCUCAAGGUGAGAGUCGAUUAAAAAAAAUCCUGUUUGCAAUAAGAAAAGAGAUAGAUUGGCCAAAUAAGAGAGACAACAUCAUAAAAUUACGUGAAGAAGGAUGCUUAAAACAUUUAGUAUUAUGUCUGCAACAAAAAGAUACAAAUUUGGUAGACAUUUCUUUAAGCAUAUUAGGAAAUUGCUGUUUAGACCAAAGCUGUGCGAGAGAUGUGGUCCGAAAAUAUGGUAUAUUGCCAUAUCUCGAUUCAAUAUUAUCAAAUCAUAAACUUGAUAGUAUAUAUGGUAGAGUUUUUCGUAUUGUGGGCAAUAUUUGUCACCACUGGGAGCGAUUAGCAAAUAUCGUGGUUGAAAAACAACCCUCGUUGGUCAGUAAUAUUGUAAAAAUAAUUAUAUCAGAUUCAGCCGAUUCAGAUGAUGAGUCUGAAGUUAAACUUUCUCAGGCUACAAUAAUUAUGGGAAUUAGGGCGUUAAGGGAACUUCUGAAUGGUAGUGUGGCAGAAGAAUUAAUUGUAAAACAUGAAGUAAUUAAAGCUGCAUCUACAAUUUUGAUAAAAUACACCAGUGGAUGGUUGGAAUCAAAAGAAAACGAGGACAUUUUAAAGAAUGUAUUACGAUUUUUGCUUUGCUAUUCCAAAUAUGAGUAUCGCGAAAUACUUUUCGGGCUCCAAAAUACGAUUAGGGGAAGCGCCAUAAGUUACCUAGGAAAAUUAACUACUCUUUCCCCUUAUGAUGUAGUACGAAUUAUAAUGAAUUUAGUACGUUUAUCAACAGUUACCACAGACUUACCGGUUGCGGAAGUAACCAAAAUAUUAAUUGAAAAUUUAAAAAGCGAAAGGAAUGCUGAAAUGAAGAAACGGGAAUAUUUAAAGUGCUUAUGUUUUCUAAUCCAAUGCGCCGCAAAUAGAGAAGAAAUGAAAAAAUUGGGCGUUAUUGCAGCUCUGAUUGACUUCUUAAGAAGUAGUCAAACUCCAUCGGACAUUACCUUAAAAAAUUGCUACUUAAUUAUUUCAAGAUUGAGGAGUUGUAUGUUCGACGAUACAUCGAUGGAGAUGAUGAUUAAACAUGGGAUUAUUAAGGCACUUGAAGAAAAACUUGAGUGGCUGGUGGGUACUUCAGUUAAUCUGGAUGUGACGCACGAAUUCAAAAAACGAAAAUAUUUUUCCAAUGAAGGCCGCAAAAAGAAAAUAAAAUGUACCCAAGUAUUCAAUGUCACACUUUUACCGGACAGAAUAGGAACUGGAUCGUUAUCUUUAUUUAGAGAGGAUUGUGAAACUGGUGGCGUAAGGUGCGCUAGUCCUAGUUCAGGAAGUGAAAUUUCCUUUUCGAGUGGUCCCAGUUUCACGCCACCUUCAAGUCCUGCUGUUUGUAACGAGAAUGAUUUUCUUGGCUUUGAGGAAUCCGAUUCGGACGAAUAUUCUCCCGUUUGUAGCGAAGUUGAAGAUGCAGAUGAAGCUACUUCAUUAUUGGAAGAUCUAGACUGUACAUUCCAAGGAAACGAAGCCCUAUUUAUUUAUGAUAAUGAAAGUAAUUAUCGCGUUGAUCUUGAAAGUGAAGCAGACUCUGCCACCUGUUCAUUUGCAAGUGGAGCGUCAUCACUAAACAUAGCACUUUCCAGUGAAAUUGUUGGGUUACUUAAAAUGUUCGCUAGAAAAAGGCCUGUAGUUACAGAAUUAGUUUCAUACAAAUUAUUAGUUACUCUUUUAAAGUUCUUCUGCCCUUUUAACCGCGUCUUUCAUACCGUUGAAAGUCUUCCAGUAAUUGUAGAAAUACUUAAGCACCAAGAACAUUUAUUGCACCUUAUGCAAAUAGACAUAAUACCAGUCGUUUAUGAUUUAACAAUGAACAUUCAUGGAGACGCUUGUUCAGUUUGUGUUUACUUAAAUGGUGUAGGUCAGACUUUAUUGAAGAAAUUCACUUCACUGGCCGAAUCUAGUUUUGGUCGUGGUGAAAUAGCUCAUUGUUUAAUAAGGGGAAAUCUUCCAUUAAAACAGAAACUUUCAAUGGUCAUCCCAUACAUAAUUAGAAAUAAAACUUUGUUUGGUAAGUUCAUGACGACCUAUGGAGGACUAGAUAUUUUAAUAAAAUUGCUGAGUGAACAGGAUUUUCAACGGAAAAGCAUCAAGAGCCUUUGUGCAGUGGCAACCAGAAAAGGGAUAAAAAAUCCCAAAACCGACGUAUCGUUAGAAACCGUAGAACUUAAAAUAAAUCAUAAUCAGUAUCAAAUCAAGGAUGGUUGUCAGAAAGUGGUGACUUUUGAACUGGACGAUGGUACUUCUUUAAAAGCUGACAGGGAAUUUCUUAUCCAGCAAAGCGACUUUUUUGAGCGGUUAUUGUCAGGAAUGUUUAAGGAAUCACAGGAAGACCGGGUUAAGUUGUGUAAUGUUGAGAGGAAAUCUCUUAAAUGUUUAUUACUUUUAAUGGAAAAGGACUUUAAAUGGCCACAAGUGCCAUUGCUCGAUUUGGACUUGCCGACUAUUUUAGAUGUGAUAGUUUUAACAGAUAGAUAUUUAAUGAUGGAUUUAUGUAAUACGUUGGUGUCACACGUUGAAAAAUUUAAAAUUUCUCCCAAAACUGCCCCCUUAAUCUAUAGGUGGUCGUUGGAAUCAGGAACGAACUUAUUAAGAGUCGAAACUGUGGCUUAUGCUUUGGUUUCGAACGUUUCUGAGGGCGAAAAAUUUGCCAUGUUUCAAAGUUUUUUUGACCAUGGCUACGUUGAACAAUUAACUGACGAUAUACAAAAUUUGUUACAAAGAUAAUUUGACUACAAAUAUGUAAAUAAAGUAAUUAUGUAUUUAUAUCUUCCAUUUUUAUGUUUUCCUCUUGUUGCCUCUAAAGAACAAGAAGUCAUAUACUUUACAGACAAAAAUUUUAUUUGUAACUAUGUAC